Tarenaya hassleriana is the source of this 3132-nucleotide messenger RNA. Its product is annotated as receptor-like protein kinase HSL1. The transcript has 2 exons. Bases 129 to 2999 code for a protein of 956 amino acids. Gene Ontology annotation, biological process: protein phosphorylation; hormone-mediated signaling pathway. Gene Ontology annotation, molecular function: protein kinase activity; ATP binding; protein binding. Lineage: Eukaryota; Viridiplantae; Streptophyta; Magnoliopsida; Brassicales; Cleomaceae. The record is from RefSeq and is a predicted model, not a curated record. Gene Ontology annotation, cellular component: plasma membrane.
UAUAUGAACCCUCCUUGUGUUUUAUAAGCCUUUAUUUCAUUUUUUUUCUCCUCUCUCACCACAACGAUAUAAACUCCUUUCUUGCAUCCUAAGUUAACCUCUACCCGUUCCUUGUGAUCUUUCCUCAAAUGGGUUUCAAUUUUGGUCUCUUUCCUGUUCUCUUCUUCUUCUUUCUUCUGAAGAAUUCAUGGAGUCUAGGUCCUAACCAGACAGAGUUCUUCAGGCUCAUGACAAGUUCUCUUUCCGGUGACGCUUUGUCUUCUUGGGAUCCCAGUGACUUAAACUCUCACUGCAACUUCACUGGUGUUGCUUGUGAUGAUCAAGGCUCUGUCACAGAUCUCGAUCUCUCCGGUUGGUCUCUCUCGGGGAAUUUCCCCGAAGGUAUAUGCUCGUAUCUCCCGGAUUUACGCGUUCUUCGGCUCUCGCACAACCGUUUCCAUGGAAGCUUCCUCUUCAGCAUAGCAAACUGUUCUCUUCUUCAGGAGCUCAACAUGAGUUCCGUCUUCCUCAGGACAAAUCUCCCCGACUUCUCCGACAUGAAAUCUCUCAGAGUUCUUGACAUGUCCUAUAAUCUCUUCACCGGAAACUUCCCCGUCUCGGUUUUCAGCCUCACCGAUCUCGAGUACCUCAACUUCAACGAAAACGCAGAGCUCAACUUAUGGCAACUCCCCGAGAACAUCUCGAGACUGACAAAGCUUCGGGAGAUGCUGUUGAUGACAUGUAUGCUAUACGGUAACAUACCCAGAUCGAUCGGGAACAUGACCUCCAUUGUCGAUCUUGAGCUCAGUGGGAAUUUCCUCUCUGGUGAGAUUCCUAAAGAGCUGGGGAAUCUGGUUAACCUCAGACAGCUUGAGCUGUACUACAAUUACCAUUUGACGGGAAGCAUACCGGAGGAAAUCGGUAAUCUCAAGGAGCUUACUGACAUCGAUAUCUCGGUUAACAAGCUAACCGGGAGCAUACCGGAAUCGGUUUGCAGUCUCCCGAAGCUCCGAGUUCUUCAGCUUUACAACAACAGCUUGACAGGAGAGAUUCCAAAUGCUCUAGGGAACUCAACAACGUUGAGGAUUCUCUCUCUUUAUGACAACUUCUUGACCGGCGAGCUUCCCAAGAAUCUCGGGUCGUUGUCUCCUAUGAUUGCUCUCGAUGUUUCGGAGAAUCGGCUUUCGGGUCCUCUGCCAAGCCAAGUUUGCAGGUCUGGUAAGCUUCUUUACUUCCUCGUCUUGCAAAACAUGUUCUCUGGUGAAAUCCCCGAGACUUAUGGAAGCUGCAAGACUCUAAUACGGUUCCGAGUUACGAAUAAUCGGUUAGAAGGGUCUGUCCCUUACGGAGUCAUGUCUCUUCCCCAUGUUUCGAUAAUCGACUUGGCUUACAACAACUUGUCUGGUCCAAUACCCAACGUGGUCGGAAACGCUUGGAACUUGUCGGAACUGUUCAUGCAGGGAAACAGAAUCUCCGGUGUUAUACCUCCCGAGAUCUCCCGUGCAACGAAUCUGGUAAAGCUUGAUCUCAGUAACAAUGAUUUGUCAGGUCCGAUACCUUCGAAGAUCGGUAGACUGAGGAAGCUGAAUUUACUUAUGUUGCAAGGCAAUCGGCUCAGCUCCUCCAUUCCAGAUUCGCUUUCAUCUCUGAAAUCUCUGAAUGUUCUCGAUCUCUCGAGCAAUCUCCUCACAGGGAAAAUCCCGGAAAGUCUCUCUGAACUGUUACCAACUUCGAUCAAUUUCUCCAACAACCGUCUCUCUGGGCCAAUUCCUCUUUCUCUGAUCAGAGGAGGCCUGGUUGAGAGCUUUUCAGACAACCCUGGUCUGUGUGUUCCACCGAAUUCUGGUUCAUCAGAGAUCAAGUUCCCGUUAUGUCCCGAGGCUCACAGCAAGAAGAAGCUGAGUUCCACAUGGGCGAUCCUCGUAUCGGUCUUCGUCCUUGUCCUAGGAGCUAUGCUGUACCUGAGACAGAGGUUCAGCAAAGACAGAUCAGUGGUGGAACAUGACGAAACCCUAGCUUCUUCUUUCUUCUCCUACGACGUGAAGAGCUUCCACAGAGUAAGUUUCGAUCAAAGAGAGAUUCAUGAAGCUAUGGUUGACAAGAACAUCGUCGGGCAUGGAGGAUCAGGCACUGUGUACAGAGUAGAGCUUAAGAGUGGGGAAGUAGUUGCAGUAAAGAAACUGUGGAGCAGAAGAACCAAAGACACUGCAGCUGAAGACAGUGUACAUUUGGACAAGGAACUGAAAACCGAGGUCGAAACCCUAGGUAGCAUUCGCCAUAAGAACAUCGUCAAGCUCUACAGCUACUUCUCGAGUUCGGAUUGCAGUCUAUUGGUCUACGAGUACAUGCCUAAUGGAAACUUGUGGGAUUCACUUCACAAGGGCAUUGUCCUUCUCGAUUGGCCUACUCGUCAUCAGAUCGCAGUCGGAAUAGCUCAAGGAUUAGCUUACCUUCACCACGAUCUCUCCCCGCCCAUUAUUCAUCGAGACAUCAAAUCCACAAAUAUCUUGUUAGAUGUCAAUUACCAGCCUAAAGUUGCAGACUUUGGCAUAGCUAAGGUCCUACAAGCGAGGGGUAAAGACUCUACCACGACGGUUAUCGCGGGUACUUACGGUUAUCUGGCUCCAGAGUUUGCAUAUUCCUCGAAAGCAACAGUCAAGUGCGAUGUUUACAGCUUCGGGGUCGUGUUAAUGGAGCUGAUAACGGGGAAGAAACCCGUGGAUUCAGCUUUCGGUGAGAACAAGAACAUCGUUAAUUGGGUUUCGACUAAGAUUGACACAAAGGAAGGGCUAAUGGAGACAUUAGACAAAAGAUUAUCGGAUUUGUCCAAAGAAUUCAUGAUCAAUGCCCUUCGAGUGGCCAUCCGUUGCACGAGCAGGAGUCCCACCAUCCGUCCCACGAUGAACGAAGUGGUUCAGUUGCUCAUUGAUGCGGCGCCUCAUAGGUUUGAGCCGUCAAACAAGGCAAGAGAUGCUUCGUCAGAUCAUGUAGCUAAGACAAAGAAACCAUGUGAACCAUAGAGAGUCAGAUUCUUGAGCAUCUAUGUAUUUAUACAUACCUACAUACAUACAUACAUAUAUAUAUAUAUAUAGAUUGUACUUAAUGCUAAUCUUAUGUAUACAGACAUAUUCAAUGCGUAUAAAAUGUUAAUCA